Lodderomyces pseudojiufengensis is the source of this 2766-nucleotide messenger RNA. It is a transcript of the gene ASG1, whose product is annotated as Asg1p. Bases 1 to 2766 code for a protein of 921 amino acids. Gene Ontology annotation, molecular function: sequence-specific DNA binding; DNA-binding transcription factor activity, RNA polymerase II-specific; zinc ion binding. Gene Ontology annotation, cellular component: nucleus. The transcript has a single exon. Gene Ontology annotation, biological process: positive regulation of transcription by RNA polymerase II; DNA-templated transcription. NCBI's taxonomy places the organism in Eukaryota, Fungi, Ascomycota, Pichiomycetes, Serinales, Debaryomycetaceae. The record is from RefSeq and is a predicted model, not a curated record.
AUGAUCAAAAAACCUUCCACAGAACCAAAACGUCGUAGAGUUGCAAGGGCUUGUGAUCUAUGUAGGUCAAAAAAGGUCAAAUGUGAUGGAAGACAACCAUGUAUUCAUUGCACAGUUUAUUCAUUCAGAUGUACAUAUGAUGAACCAAAUAUUAGGAACAAAAAAAAUACAGGAAUUCCCAAACCAUCACAACCUAGUUUAGCUGCAUUACAAGUUGCAGCUGCUCAAGCAGCUGCCAAUGGAUUGUUAUAUGAUCAACAAGGAAUUAAUCAAACGUCAUCAUCUUCUUCUAAUGCUCCCAAUGGGAUUUCAGUUGAUACAUUCCCAACCAAAAAUUUGAUAAUAGCUCAACAAAUAAUUAGUACAUUACUACCGAAAUUACAAUUCAAUUGUUUCGAUCAAAAUUUGAAAUUUGAUUUAGAAAGAUUUCAAAAAGCUGUUAAUUAUGUUGAGCAAAAACCAAGUAUUUUACCACAAACUAUGAAUGAAGUAUCUGAUCUUAUGUUGGAAAAGGAUACCAUUAUACCAACUCCUCGACAAUCUUCAACAGGCUCAACAUCCGAAGAUCUGACUAUGCCUGCAUCACCAAGUGAAAUUAAAUUAUUAUUACCUAGUAAAGAAGAAGCUUUACAAUUGAUCUACACAACAUGGUACAAAGCUUGUGUUUUAUUUCGAUUUUAUCAUAGACCUUCGUUAAUAGAAGAAAUUGAUUUACUAUAUUCGAUGGAUCCAUCUCAAUAUGGUGAUAGACAACAUAAAUUUUUACCAUUUUUAUAUUCAAGUUUAGCUUGUGGUUGUUUAUUUAGUAAAACUCCAUAUGAAACAUCAAGAUAUAAUGAAAAUUUAGAAGAUGAUGGGUUUAAAUAUUUUCUAGAGGCAAGAAAAUUGAUUGAUAUUAGUAAUGUUGGAGAUAUAAAUUCUAUUCAAACUAUUAUUAUGAUGAUUAUGUAUUUACAAUGUUCAGCUAGAUUAUCAACAUGUUAUUCUUAUAUUGGAAUUGCUUUAAGAAGUGCCUUGAAAGAAGGUUUACAUCGAAAUUUGUCAAUUUUCCAAAGUUCCAAAAAAAAAUUAGAUCCUAUUGAAAUUGAUACUAGAAAAAGAUUAUUUUUCACAAUAUAUAAGAUGGACAUAUAUAUUAAUUCAUUAUUAGGUUUACCGAGAUCUUUAACAGAAGAUGAAUUUGAUCAAGAAUUACCUGUCGAAUUAGAUGAUGAGAAUAUAACAAGACAAGGUUAUUUAUUUGAAAAACAAGAAGGAAAAUUAAGUUCUGCUGGUUGUGCUAAUCAUCAUACUAAAUUGAUGUUAAUAUUAUCACAUAUUUUAAAAAAAUUAUAUCCGGUUAAAGUGAAUGAUGUUAACGAUGAAUUAAUAUCAUCUUCAAAUAAUUAUUCAUCAGAUAAAAUCCAUGCAAAGGUCACUGAAUUGGAAGUUGAAUUAAAACAAUGGUUGAAUAAUUUACCACCAGAAUUACAACCAACAAAUCCUAAUUCUGAAAAAAUUGACGUUCCAAAGAAAUAUAUUUUAGCAAAUUGUUACCUUCAUUUAGCAUUUUUGAAUUGUCAAAUUAUGGUAUAUAGACCUUUUAUUCAUUUUAUUAGUGACUCAAUGAAUGGAAAUUCAAGUGAUCCAAGAUCAUUAAUUAGAGGUAGAAAUUGUAUUAAAAUAGCAAGAAUGGUUGUGAAACUAGCGAAUAAGAUGAUUGAUCAAAAAUUAUUAAUUGGUACUUAUUGGUUCUCAAUGUAUACAACUUUUUUCAGUAUUGCUUGUUUAAUAUAUUAUUAUCAUUUUGCAAAUUAUAAUAAUAAUGGGUUAGGAAUCAACGCUGCAGGUGUAUUAUUUGAUGAUGAUUUAAACAUAGAUGUGAUAAGAAAAGAUAUAGAAAUUGGUAAAAAAGUUUUGGAUUGUUUGAAAAAUUCUUCAAAUAGUUCAUUGAGAAUUUAUAAUAUUUUGAAUACAUUAUUUGAUCAACUUAAUAGAAGAACUGCUUCAAGAUCUUUAAAGAAAAGUGGAAAUCAAAAAAGCCCAAAUUCAAUUCAGAAGAGUCCUAGAUCUAAUCAAUCAAGUCCACAUUCAAAUCAAAAACAAGAAGAUCAACAACAACUACAGCAACAACCUCAAGAGCAACAACAACAGCAACAAGUGGCAAUCUCGUCUUCUUUUAUGAAUGAUGAUGUUAAAGAUACAUUCAAAAAUUUUGACGAUAACAAUCAUUAUUCUCAAACUACUAAAAAAGAAGAUUUAGGUCAAUUAUUUAGUAAUUCCAAUAUAGUGAGAUUUCAAUCAACUUCUGAUAUACCACCUGAAAUUACAAACAUUGCGAAAUUAUCAAUAAUAAAAGAAGAAGAAAAUCAAGAAGUUGGAAGUAAAGUUGGAGCAGAUUUAACAGCUAAUUAUAUGCCUGGUGUAUUUGAUAAAUUAGAUGCUCAAAUAUUUGGUAAAAUUCUACCACCUUAUAUGUUGAAAAAUAAUGGUAAUAAUCAACAACAACAACAGCCACUACCUCAACAACAACAAGAUUUUCAACAACCAGCUUUACAAACUCAACAAUUACCAAAUGAAAUUCAAAAUAUUUAUAAUAAUAAUGCUAAUUUACAACCACAACCAGAUCAAUAUAACUUGAAUAAUCAAAAUACGAGUAAUUAUGAUAAUUCCAAUAAAACUAAUGUACCAACAAAUAGUGAAGAUUUAAUUAAUUUUGAUGAAAUCUUCAAUUCUUUGAAUAAUGAAUUUACAACUAAUCAAUUUGAUUAUUCACCACCUUUUUAA